GGACAGCUACCGGUCUCAGAUAACGUUACAUACUUUUCACAGUAACGUUACGCUGAAUCCAGAAAGUGGGGAAAACUUGCUACCCUGCUAACUAACCUCGAACUUCCAAGGCUUCGUCAACUUCAGAGCUGGUCGUUAUUCGUGGUUUGAUCGAUCACCUGCCUUCAGUCAUGCCUUUUCCCUUCGGAAAGUCUCAGAAGAGCCCCGCUGAAAUAGUGAGGACUUUGAAGGAGAAUGUCGCCUCCCUGGAAAAACUGGAUGCUGGGGACAGCAAGAAGUGUGAAAAGAUUGCAGAGGAAGCUUCCAAGAACCUCGCUUCCCUGAAGGAGGUGUUAUGUGGAACAGGCGACAAGGAGCCUCAAACCGAGGCCGUGGCUCAGCUCGCACAGGAGCUGUACAACACCAACCUGCUGAUCGCUCUCAUAGCGAACCUGCAGAAGAUCGACUUUGAGGGAAAGAAGGAUGUGGUUCAGUUGUUCAGCAACAUUGUGAGACGCCAGAUCGGCACUCGCACACCCACAGUUGAAUACAUCUCUACACACCCAGAGAUCCUCUUCAUGCUUCUGAAAGGAUACGAGAACCCGGAGGUGGCUCUGAACUGCGGCAUGAUGCUGAGAGAGUGCCUGCGCCACGAGCCUCUGGCCAGGACGGUGCUCUACUCCGAGGAUUUCUUCUGCUUCUUCCGUUACGUCGAGCUCUCAACCUUUGACAUCGCCUCUGAUGCCUUCGCCUCCUUUAAGGAUCUUCUUACAAGACACAAGAUUAUGUGUGCGGAUUUCCUGGAGAAAAAUUAUGACAGAGUGUUUACAGAUUAUGAAAAGCUCCUGCAUUCUGACAACUACGUCACCAAGCGGCAGUCUUUGAAGCUUCUCGGGGAACUUCUCCUGGACAGACACAACUUCACUGUUAUGACCAAGUACAUCAGCAGGUCGGAGAAUCUGAAGCUGAUGAUGAACAUGUUGAGAGAUAACAGCCGGAACAUCCAGUUUGAAGCCUUUCACGUCUUUAAGGUGUUUGUUGCCAACCCCAACAAGACUCAGCCCGUGCUGGACAUCCUGCUGAAGAACCAGACCAAGCUGGUGGAGUUCCUGAGCCACUUCCAGACGGACAGAUCCGAGGACGAGCAGUUCUGCGACGAGAAAAACUACUUGAUCAAGCAGAUUCGGGAUCUAAAGCGACCCACCACACCAGAGGAGCCUUAAAAUAAAAGUCCCUACUGGGUCAAAGUGAGUCCAAGAACACGCGUUAAGUUUUGAAUUAAAGUAUAAGAUAUAGGGAAACAUGUUAAAAUUACUCUCUUGGCUUUCUGGUUUGAUGCAGAGGUGAUUCAACCCUCAACCUAAAUGGGCCAAGAUCCUGUUAUUUAAUCCUCAGAGCUUCUUAUUUCAUAUAAGUGAGAUUUCUUUCCUCAGUUCUCGUGAAGUCGGACCUUAAACUGUUACUUUUCCACACGUAUUGAUGCUGGUGGAAACUCCUAAAAACAGCCUCUGACACGUUCAUGAACGCCACAUUCUCCAUAUUGUAGAGAUUGAAAUGCUGUUGAGAGUUAAAUAUAUUAUUUUUCUAUUAUAUUUUCCUGGUGAACUGCUUACUUUACCUGAAUGCUUAGGUUUGCUUCAUUAUUUGCCUUUUUAUUGUUUUUUUUUUUUGUGCGCUGAGACUCGAGCGGCCUUUAGAAACGCGGGCUUCAUAGCGGCCCGCUCAGCACUCGGUGUGCUUUUGCAGAAGUCAGGAUCGACUUCUGCAGCGCUAGCGUUCGCAGAAGGCAGCGGGGAGCCGAUCAAUUCAGUUUUUUGAGGCUGUGCCCCGCACCGCUUAAAUGACUGAAACGGAGAGAGAGGAUCUGCCACCCCCCCAAAAACCAUCUGGUCGAUUGAUCCGACCGGACGAGCUCUAAACAUGAGGGUUACAUAAUAAACAGUAGAGCAGUAACACUCACAAACAUGUAGAGCGGAAGUGACGCUUAAUGUGGUGCAGGUUUUGGCUGAAGCAUUUCCCCUCUGCCUUCAUUACCCAAACAAAAGCCUGAAAGUGGCGUUUAAAUGUACAGUCUUUAAGCAUAUACCUCAUGGAGUUUGCAAAUGCUGUGUCCUCUUUUAUUUUUUAUUUUCCUACUUGCUCUCUUAUGCAGAAUAUUUUAUUAAACGGCAGAAACUCCUGUGCAGAUUCAGACAUGAGAAGAUUGGACUUGAACAGGAAGUGCAGCCUCGUUUUUACAAAAUAAAGCCAAAUUUUCUUUUUUUUUAUUUUUUUUUAAACGUGUUCUGGAGGGUUGAGACGACUAUGAAUCUAAGUGUAGUUGUUUGUAAUAAAGUUUAACUUAUUUAAAGCAAUUUAACGGAUAAUCAUAAUUUCUAAUUAAACCAAAGUCAAAAUGGAAAAAGUGGUUUUAUUUUUUUAAAUGACUGACUUUUAGACUGUGAUGUAAGACGAAUAAAAAGGUCAGGAUCAGUUAUCUAAAUAAUUGAAAUAACUGCAAAUUUGUGGCCCAAUUUCCAUUUUUUUUUUAAAUAAUUCUUUGUUUUGUUAAAAUAAACAUUCCUAACAAACUGCAAAGUGGUUUUAGUCAAAAGCGUUUGACAUCAUUUUUGCUUUAAAGCCUAUUACUAUUUUUUUUAAAUAGCAUUUGGGUUGUAAAUAUCUGUACUAAUGUGGAAUUUGAGGUCAGUCCUGACAUGCACUUUGGUGUUCACAGCCGGCCCACCAGAGGGCGCUGUUGACAACAACUGGCACCUUGAAUUAGUUGUACAGAAACCGCAUUUUUGAAGCCUUAACUCUUUAAUCCCACACAUUAUUAUUAUUAUUAUACAGACACAAUGAUUGGUUAUUAUACUUCACAAUUAUUCAAGUUUUCAGUAUUUUGGUUUUAAUUCUUCAUUUUUGUUUCUACUUUGCUGCGUUUCCUUUUUUUCCCCUAUAUUCUUUCCACACUGGAUGUUUUAUUUACCAUAGGAGCGAUUUAAAGUGUACAUAGCUUCAUAAAGGAUAAUUAAAGUGUGAAAGAAUUCUUGCAAAUAAAAUGUUAUUGCAACUA
Molecule: messenger RNA, 3034 nt
Organism: Oryzias melastigma (Indian medaka)
Lineage: Eukaryota; Metazoa; Chordata; Actinopteri; Beloniformes; Adrianichthyidae
Gene: cab39l1
Product: calcium binding protein 39, like 1
Exons: 9
Coding region: 171-1202 (343 amino acids)
Biological process (GO): intracellular signal transduction
Molecular function (GO): protein serine/threonine kinase activator activity
Source: RefSeq, a predicted model, not a curated record